AUGGAUAUGAAGACAUACCUUGAUACUCAAAAGGAAGCAAAGACCGUGUCGGAAGCCCCUACUGUCUUCAAUGCCAAUGUUCACGACGAUGACGAGCAGCCGAAUGAUGGAGACAAGUCCGAACUGACGAGCGAAAUGAUGUCUCAACCGUCUUCACGUGAAAUGGACGAGAACGUUCAAUUGAGCAAUUGCAACGACGAUUGUCACUCGGAACCAAACUUUUCGUUCAUUUCGAAUCCAUCCAAGGGAGACAAAAGAGAUGCAAGUAUGAUGCGUUCCAAGUCACAUUGUUAA
Peronospora belbahrii is the source of this 294-nucleotide messenger RNA. Lineage: Eukaryota; Oomycota; Peronosporomycetes; Peronosporales; Peronosporaceae. The record is from the annotation of a GenBank genome assembly.